Closterium sp. Yama58-4 is the source of this 3099-nucleotide messenger RNA. The record is from the annotation of a GenBank genome assembly. Lineage: Eukaryota; Viridiplantae; Streptophyta; Zygnematophyceae; Desmidiales; Closteriaceae.
AUGGCCCCUCCCCCCCCGUCUCGGUUCAGCGGAAAGUCCGCGGAGAGGCCUAGCGAAGGCGGUCUCACCGAGCGACGGAGUUACGAAUACGACGGUAGCGGUAACGGCGGUCGCAUGGCAGCCUUUAAAGCCAUUGACGAGCGGUCCGAAGGGAACGUCCGGGAAGGAAGCGCCAAAGACCGGUUUAGGACCGCGAGGAGCAUUAAACGGAGCAACUCGCCGGCUAGGCGGCAGGUGGAUGGGAUAAUGCACGAGUACCAGAUGCAGAACGCUGCUGCGCGCCGAGCCGAGGCUUCUAAUAACAGCAGGAAGGGGAUUGGCGGCACCGUGCUGUUUCUGAUGCUGCUCGUCUGCGCAGCAGCAGUAGGCUGGGGUGGUUACCAGUACAAGCAAGCUCUAUCUCUCGAGCUUCGGCUCUCAGAACUGCAGCGCAAGCACACGCGCCUUGCUGCCAAGCUGUCUGACGACGUUCCUGCUGGCGUCAGCGGGAUCGACCUCAGCAGCAGCAGCAGAUGCGAAGAAGGAACAGAUGGGGAGGCAGAAGGUACCUGCUCCCCCUUCCUCAUAGACAGCUCGGAAGAAGACAGACUUGGGUGGAGAGAUGAAAGCAAGAGAGGGGAGGAGAGCAAGCGAGAGCCUAGGAGCGGCAAGGAGAAGUCAAAGGAGAAAUCCAAGGAGGAGGAAGAGGAGGAGGAGGAGGAGGAGGUGAAGGAGGAUGAGGAGCUGUUCUGGCGCAGGGUCGCCCUGGUAACGUCCAUCCUCUGCCUCGUCCUCCCCAUCUUCAUCAUCCGUAAUAUCGAUGACGUGACCCAGCUCUUCGGGAGAAGGCGCCUCAAGGCAACAGACGGCCAUAUGACCGCCGCUGCGGCCUCUUCCUCCUCUUCCACCUCUGCUGCUGCCGCCGCCCACGCCGCCACCGCUGCUGCUUCUGCUGCUGCUGCUGCUGCGUCGCCUUCAGCAACCUCUGGGGCGGACGAGGAGGUGUCGAUGAGCAAGCGGCUGGCGUAUAAGGUCGAUGUGCUCUUCUCCAUGCACUCCUGGGUCAAGGGCGCUGCCCUCCUCGCUGCUACUCUCCUCCUCAUCGCCCUCGGAGGCCUUGCCCUGUACGCCGUCGGAUCGAAAGACCGGAUGGAUCUGGGCGACGCCACGUGGCGGGCGUGGUCCUACGUGGCAGACGCAGGGAACCACGCAGACAGCGAGGGGUGGGGCCCGAGAAUCGUGGGCGUGAGCAUCAGCAUUGGCGGGAUGCUGAUAUUCGCGCUGAUGGUGGGGUUGGUGUCGGAGGGCAUCUCGGAGAAGGUGGACUCGCUGAAGAAAGGCAAGAGCGACGUGAUUGAGAAGAACCACACGCUCAUCCUCGGCUGGAGCGACAAGCUGGCGUCGCUGCUGAAGCAGCUGGCGGUGGCGAACGAGAGCAUGGGAGGGGGCGUGGUGGUGGUGAUGAGCGAGAGGGAGAAGGAGGAGAUGGAGAGCGAGAUUCAGAAGAUGGAGUUUGACUUCCGCGGCACCACUGUCAUUUGCCGGUCCGGCUCGCCCCUAGUGUUGGCGGAUCUCAAGAAGGUGUCUGUCUCAACGGCCCGGGCACUCAUCGUGCUGGCAGAGGCAGAGAACGCGGAUGCUGCAGAUGCGAGGGCGCUGAGGGUGGUGCUGAGCCUUACUGGCGUGCGGGAGGGGCUAAGGGGACACAUUGUGGUGGAGCUGAGCGAUAUUGACAACCAGCAGCUGGUGAAGAUGGUGGGGGGACGGAUGGUAGAAACAGUGGUCGCUCACGACGUGAUCGGACGGCUCAUGAUUCAGUGUGCCCGCCAGCCCGGCCUCGCCCAGAUCUGGGAGACCCUCCUCGGCUUUGAGAACUGCGAGUUCUACACCAAGCACUGGCCCGAGCUGGUCGGAAAGACCUUCCGGGAGGUCCUGCUCUCGUUUCCUGAUGCGGUGCCGUGCGGUUUGAGGGUUUCUGCGCGGACGUACUAUGCGAAGAGUACGGAGGCGGUGGGGUUUGAGCUGGGUGGGGGGAGCAUCAGUGGGAGUGAGGAGGAUGAGGAGGAGGAGGAGGAGGAGGAGGAGGGGAAGGAGGGGGAGGGGAAGAGGGUGCAUAAGGAGAAUACGCGGCUGUGGCUCAACCCAGAUGAUGAUUAUGUGCUUCAGCCGGAGGACUCAGUUCUUGUAAUAGCGGAGGAUGAUGAUUCCUAUGCUCCCGGCCCGCUGCCCGUGGUGCAAGACGCCCCGCUGCCCGACAUCGAAACCCCGCCGAAGCUGCCCGAGAAAAUCCUCUUCUGUGGCUGGCGGCGCGAUAUCGAUGAUAUGAUCACGGUGCUAGAAGCGUUCUUGGCCCGGGGAUCAGAGCUGUGGAUAUUUUCUGAUGUACCUGUGGAGGAGAGGGAGGCGCGGCUCAUAGAGGGCGGGCUGAACCCCAGCGAGCUGGAGAACGUGACGCUCGUGCACCGCAUGGGCAACGCUGUUAUUCGCAGGCACCUCGAGUUCCUCCCUCUUGAGACCUUUGAUUCGAUCCUCAUUCUAGCAGACGAGGGCCUGGAAGAUUCCAUCAUCAACUGCGACUCGCGCUCCCUCGCCACGUUGCUGCUCAUCAGAGACAUCCAGUCCAAGCGCAUGCCAGCAGGCAGCAAGGGCCACCGGCGCAGCAACUCCUCAAUCACGUACCCGCGCCCCACGUCCACGUCCUCGUGGGUGGGGCAGAUGCAGCAGGCGUCGCAGCAGUCCAUCGUGAUCUCUGAAAUCCUCGACUCGCGCACGCGCUCCCUCGUCUCCGUGUCUAAAAUCAGCGACUACGUGCUCAGUAACGAGCUGGUUUCCAUGGCUCUGGCAAUGGUGGCGGAGGACAGGGAGGUCAACCGCGUUUUGGAGGAGCUAUUUUCAGAAGAGGGCAACGAGAUGUACAUUCGCCCAGCGGAGCUCUAUCUGACAGACGGAGAGGAGCUGUCCUUCUUUGAAGUCGCAGUGCGGGCGCGGCAGCGCAUGGAGAUUAUUAUCGGAUACCGGCUCUUCACAGAGGAUGAAGCAGUGCUGAACCCGCCGGACAAGGCUGAGAAACGCGCCUGGUCCAUCCAAGACACGUUUAUUGUUCUCUCGUUCAACGAGUAG